This is a messenger RNA of Salarias fasciatus (jewelled blenny), 2639 nucleotides long. RefSeq names its product solute carrier family 7 member 4 (gene slc7a4). The transcript is spliced from 5 exons. NCBI's taxonomy places the organism in Eukaryota, Metazoa, Chordata, Actinopteri, Blenniiformes, Blenniidae. Gene Ontology annotation, cellular component: plasma membrane. Gene Ontology annotation, biological process: amino acid transport; transmembrane transport. The record is from RefSeq and is a predicted model, not a curated record. The coding region runs from base 243 to 2258 and encodes 671 amino acids. Gene Ontology annotation, molecular function: amino acid transmembrane transporter activity.
UCGGCUGCGCCUUUAAGAAGCCGUCCAGCAGGCAGCGCGUGUUGGUUUUCUCCUCCAGCGCACCUUCUGCUCCAUCACCGCCGCGCGCAGACGAUGCAGUCCGGUAACUUCUCCCGGCCCCGGACCCGCUGCAGCGCCGCCGACAGCCCGUGAACGUCUACGGUCAUCUUCAUACGGAUCAUGGAACCAGUUUGACUGAUACGCCACUGAUCUGCCCAGCUGGCCCAUCUAACUCUGUAGCUAUGGCAACUUGUCCGAGAGGCUGUGCGCCUGCCGUGCGCCUUUGUCAGAGACUGAACCGACUGAAGACGUUAGAAGAAGACAUGAUGGCGACGUCACUGAAGCGCUGCCUCUCCACGCUGGACCUGACUCUGCUGGGUGUUGGUGGCAUGGUGGGCUCCGGACUGUACGUCUUGACUGGAACAGUGGCGAAAGACACGGCGGGGCCGGCUGUCAUCAUAUCGUUCCUUUUCGCCGGUUUCGCAUCUUUGCUGGCCGCCUUCUGUUACGCAGAGUUUGGAGCACGCAUUCCCAAAACAGGAUCCGCCUACAUGUUUACCUACGUGUCAGUGGGGGAGAUUUGGGCCUUUCUCAUUGGCUGGAAUGUGAUUCUGGAGAACAUGAUCGGCGGUGCUGCUGUGGCUCGUGCCUGGAGUGGCUAUCUAGACUCCAUUUUCAACCACGCCAUCCAGAACUUCACAGAGACCCACAUCAUGCAGUGGAACGUGCCCUUCCUCGCACACUACCCCGACCUUCUUGCCGCAGGAGUUCUAGUAGUUGCCUCGUUCUUCAUCUCCUUCGGUGUUCAAGUGUCCUCGUACCUAAACCACAUCUUCUCCACCAUCAGUAUGGGUGUCAUUAUUUUCAUCUUGGUGUUUGGUUUUAUGCUGGCUGAGCCGGCCAACUGGAGCCAGGAACAGGGGGGCUUUGCACCCUAUGGGAUGUCAGGAAUACUUGCAGGCUCAGCCACGUGCUUCUACGCAUUUGUAGGCUUUGAUGUAAUUGCGUCCUCAAGUGAGGAGGCGAAGAAUCCUCAGAAGGCCGUUCCCUUGGCCACCGCCAUCUCCCUUGGACUGGCAACAACGGCCUACAUCCUGGUGUCCACGGUGCUCACGUUACUUGUGCCCUGGCGUACACUAGACCCCAAUUCAGCCCUGGCAGAUGCUUUUUUCCGCCGUGGCUACAGUUGGGCUGGGAUCAUCGUAGCUGUAGGCUCCAUUUGUGCCAUGAACACUGUGCUACUCGCAAAUCUCUUCUCUCUGCCUCGUAUUGUGUAUGCGAUGGCCGAGGACGGUUUGUUCUUCUCCAUCUUCUCAAGAGUCAAUCCCAUCACCAAAGUUCCUGUCAAUGCUAUUUUGGUCUUUGGGAUUCUAAUGGCUACCAUGGCUCUAAUUUUUGACCUGGAAGCCUUGGUUCAGUUUUUAUCCAUCGGCACUCUUCUCGCCUACACAUUUGUUGCAGCGAGCGUUAUUGUGCUGCGCUUCCAGCCUGAAAAAACCAGCUCCAAGGGAACCGCCACCACAUCCCCCAACCCCAACGCUGAGCCUUCCCCGAUUCCUUCAGAGUCCCGCACCAUCAAUGAGGACACUGAGGAGAUGAAGCAGUACGAGUCUUUCUCCGACAAACUGCAGUUGGUGGAGAGGCAGAAGCAGAAAGAGCAGCGUGGAGUGGGGCAGCUGAAGGCCUUCUGGGAACCGUACCUGGACAGAGUGCUGGGGGAUUGUGAGCCAGGCGAGGUGGUGGCCUUCAGCGUGAUGACGCUGAUCGUGAGCUCGGUGUCCCUCUGCGCAGUGUUGGAGUUUGGAAGCAAGCAGCUGCAGCUGCCUCUGUGGAGCUUCACCAUGCUGAUCGUGAUUUUCAGCUUAGCUUUCGUUAUCAGCCUGGCACUUAUAUGGGUUCAUGAGCCCCAAAAAAACAACAUAACGUUUCAGGUUCCUCUGGUCCCUUUGACUCCAGGUAUCAGUAUCCUCAUUAAUGUAUUCCUCAUGCUGAAGCUCAGCCUCCUCACCUGGAUUCGAUUCACUGUAUGGAUUGCCAUAGGUCUCUUUGUGUAUUUUGGCUACGGGAUCUGGCACAGUAAGGAGGGAAUACGAGAACUGCAGCCCAAAGACAUGGCCGCCCGGUACGUGGUGCUACCCAGCGGCAGCCUGGUGGAGACGGUGCAGUCCGUCCAGCCAGAUGGUCAGGUAGACGCCUCAGCGCACCACAUCAACGCCUCGGCUGCCUCCACAGCCGAGGAGAGUGCAGGGAAGAGAUGAUGUGUUACUGGAUCCAUCGUUACAACUGCCUGUUUUUGUCUGUUGUCUCCAACUCAUAUGCUGUACUAUUAUUAGUGUAUCCUUUGUAUUUCACUCCUCUCAGCGCGUGACAGUCUGUACUCGUUGCUCUGCAAAUGUAUGCACACCACAGGAUGGGAUACACUCUCUCUGUCUUAUUGUGAAACUUAUUUGUAUAUCUUGUAAUACUUGUGUACAAUAGAGAGCUUUAUUACAGUUCUGUGAAUCUUUUUUAGGAUCAAACCCGUGUUUUAUUCCUUGGAACCUGCUCUUUUCUUGCAACUUUUCCAGUUUGUCUGAUUCCACACAGAUGUAGGUUGGAUAUGGUGCUUUCUUAGUCACAAACAAUGCAGGAUUUUUUUU